AUGCGCUUAGUCUUUGCAAUGCCCUCACCAAAGAAAAUGAAAGGGAUUGGACCUGAAGAGGAAGGUGCAGCUGAAGUUGGGGUAAUAGAGACAACUAUGAAGAGAAUGUCUUACAAACAUCCCAAAAUUAAAACAUUGACUUUAUGGGACCUACCUGGUAUUGGAACUCAGAAAUUCCCACCAAAUGCUUAUCUGGAGAGGGUGAAAUUCAAAGAAUAUGAUUUCUUCAUUAUUGUUUCUGCCACACGUUUUUCAAAACUUGAACUAGACCUCGCCAAAGCAAUCAAAACUAUGAAAAAGAAUUACUACUUCGUGAGAACUAAGGUGGAUAUUGAUUUAGAAAAUGAAAAGAAAGUCAAACCACGUACUUUUGAAAGAGAAAAGAUCCUGAAGCAGAUCAAAACAUAUUCUGUGAAUACCUUUCGUGAAAAUAACAUGGCUGUACCACCGAUUUUCCUGAUCUCUAACUAUGAUUUAUCUGACUACGAUUUUCCAGUCCUGGUGGACACCCUGAUUAAGGAUCUCCAUGCUCAAAAGCGCCACAAUGUUAUGCUUUCCCUGCCUGACAUUACAGAGGCAGUCAUUGACAGAAAGCACAAGGCUAUGCAGCAGUUUAUCUGGCUAGACGCCUUCAUGGCUGAAGUUAGGGCAACUUUACCUGUAUUGGGCACCCUCAGGGAUAAUGAUGUGGAGAAGCUGGAGAAGAGUUUAAACCACUAUCGAGAAAUUUUUGGAGUGGACGAUAAAUCCCUGGAGUUAAUGGCUAAGAAUUUCCAAGUGCCUAUUGGGCAACUAAGAGAAAUAAUUAAGUCUCCUCAUUUGUUGAAGACUAACAGAAAGGAAACAUUAGGAGAAAAUCUUUUGAAAUAUUUAAAGAAAUUUAUAUUAGCUAACGGUAGGCUCCUUGUUGGAAGUCUUUACUUCGGAAAAACCUUUUAUUUACUAUUUCAUUUCCUUGACACGGUGAGUGAAGAUGCCAAAGUUCUCCUUCAAUGGACAUAUUCAAAACACUAGUUCAAACUCAGUUUAUCCACAGCUUGUAACCCUGACAAUACCAAGUAGUAGAUACCAGGAAGCCACUGGAGAAAUUCCCCAUCUGAUAUAUUUUCUCUCUCUCUUUUUUUUUU
Molecule: messenger RNA, 1127 nt
Organism: Mastomys coucha (southern multimammate mouse)
Lineage: Eukaryota; Metazoa; Chordata; Mammalia; Rodentia; Muridae
Product: interferon-inducible GTPase 1-like
Exons: 2
Coding region: 1-1014 (337 amino acids)
Biological process (GO): cellular response to interferon-beta; defense response
Cellular component (GO): endoplasmic reticulum membrane
Molecular function (GO): GTP binding; GTPase activity
Source: RefSeq, a predicted model, not a curated record